GUCAAUGUCAGAUUAGCUAAGAUUGCCAGUCAAUCAAUUUCUUCAAAAAAACUUGUCGAACUAACCCUCUAAUUUCUUAUUUUUUUAAUCAGUUUGUAUUUGAAGGUACAUUAAACAAUGGCUUCUGUAAUGGAUGUUGAUGAAGAGGAGGUAGAAAUGGCCUCCUCCAGUAGUGGAAAAGGUGAUAAAAAAAGAUUCGAAGUAAAAAAGUGGAAUGCUGUCGCACUCUGGGCUUGGGAUAUCGUCGUAGACAACUGUGCUAUUUGCAGAAAUCACAUAAUGGAUCUAUGUAUUGAAUGUCAAGCCAAUCAGGCAUCUGCAACCAGUGAGGAAUGUACAGUAGCCUGGGGAGUGUGUAAUCAUGCAUUCCACUUCCAUUGCAUUUCACGUUGGCUCAAAACUCGACAAGUGUGUCCCUUGGAUAACAGAGAAUGGGAAUUCCAGAAGUAUGUAUUAAUUUCUUAAUUUUAUUAUAAUUCAAAAUACAUUAUAAUUGUCUUUCCAAUUAUGAAAGGUAAUAAUUAUAUGUAUGCAUGGCCACACAUCACACUACACAUUACCACCAUAAGCAGAUUUCUGUUAGUAGGGAAGUUCUAUAUGAAGCAUGGUACAAAAUCCACUAGUUGU
Diatraea saccharalis (sugarcane borer) is the source of this 627-nucleotide messenger RNA. Lineage: Eukaryota; Metazoa; Arthropoda; Insecta; Lepidoptera; Crambidae. The record is from the annotation of a GenBank genome assembly.